Pimephales promelas (fathead minnow) is the source of this 282-nucleotide messenger RNA. Lineage: Eukaryota; Metazoa; Chordata; Actinopteri; Cypriniformes; Leuciscidae. The record is from RefSeq and is a predicted model, not a curated record.
AAGGGGCCACUGGGGGAGUUUAUUUUAGCUGUGGCUGGACAUGUGGUCGGACUGGGGAAUGUGUGGAGGUUUCCUUACCUCUGCUACAAAUACAAAGGAGGUGCGUUCCUGAUACCCUACCUGGUGUUUGUGGCUACUUGUGGGCUUCCUCUGUUCCUGCUACACACAGCAAUGGGACAGCACACACUGCAUUAUGAUCCCAACUUCCAUGGGCCAGCUGUGACAACAUGUGGAAUCAGGCUAAUAGAUAAAUCAAACAGAACUCACAUUACAUCCGAAUAA